Messenger RNA from Ostrea edulis (European flat oyster), 2643 nucleotides. RefSeq lists its product as uncharacterized. Gene Ontology annotation, molecular function: protein binding. Lineage: Eukaryota; Metazoa; Mollusca; Bivalvia; Ostreida; Ostreidae. The transcript is spliced from 3 exons. The record is from RefSeq and is a predicted model, not a curated record. Bases 319 to 2094 code for a protein of 591 amino acids.
GUCAGGUAUACAACAUGCCCUGAUUGUAUAAGUUGGGAGUUAACAAACCAGUAGAGUGGUGCAUGCGUUUUACUGUUGUUAUGGAAUAGCAAUUCCCCUUGUAGACGAUUAAAAUUGGAUUAAUAAUAGAAGGAUUAUUAAAGCACAUAUUGAUCGCGAGUUCUCGCCGACAUACAAAGUGUGUUAUUUUAAAUAAGUAUAAGUAUAUCUGUGCAUAUUGAUACGAAACUGGCAUGUCAAUGUAAUUUCUGUGUGCUCGACACAUGUUAUUUUGUUGAAACAACAGAAGACACGAAAUUCAAGGAAAAAUAACCAAUUAUGGAUUUCUCAAAAUUUCGUGAAAGUGGAGAUCUGUCUGACCUGACAGUGACCGUGGACGAGCAGGUCUUUAAGCUCCACAAAUUUCCGCUGUACGCGAAAUCCGAGUACUUCUGCAAACUGGCACAUAGUGCAGACGUGAAGAAGGUGGAAUUAAUGGGCUUUCCCGGGGGACCCGAAAUAUUCAGCAUUGUGGCCGAUUUCUGCUAUAAUAUGAAGAUAGAUCUAUCCAAAAACAAUAUUGUGCAAGUACGGUGCGCCUCAGAAUUUCUUCAGAUGAAAGGUGAAGGCAACUUGAUUGACAUGGCAGGAAAGUUCUUCAAUGACACCAUCACGUCAACUAAAAUGAGUAGGUCCACGUCAUGCAUUGCGUCACUUCUUCUGUAUGCGUCUGCAGUCGGAGAAUUGGCUAACGUUUCCGGUAUUGUCGACAUUUGCUGCGAAGCUUUAAUUGAUUGUUGGCUAAAACCACCAACAAAAUUUAGCUCGCCAACGAAUAUCUUGAAGCAAAUGCCUGACCGACGAGAAGACAAGACAAUAUUAGCAUUGCUGAGUCUUCCGUUGGACUGGUAUAUGAAGCUUAUCCUAUCAGCACGUGACCAAGGGGUUCAGUCGACGUUACUUGCAGAACUAUCUACGUCAUAUAUUGCAGUCGUGAUCGACCGCGAGGAAUCCGAAGAAAAAUCAGCCCAAAGUGGUGAAUCGGGCGACGGUCACGCCAAAUCCCCUCGUGCGAAAUCGCCAAAGAAAACCGAUAUUGCCAAAGUUUUAGACAGUAUCAUCACGGUCUUGCCAGAAGAUUCGUUGUACAGUGACGUAAUUACGAUUGAUUGGUUGACAAAGGUGAUCCGAGUUGCAACAUCACAUAAUUGCAAAUGUCGAAAACUUCUAAUCAAAUCUGCUGGAGAACUACUGAGCACACUGUCUGCAGAAGACCUCUGUAUCAUCUCUCCAUCCCUAUUACGAGACAUAGUGGAAGAAUCGUGUAGUUCAGAAAACGGACAAAUGGAAAAGGCCUGUCGUAUUGUCGAUACGUACAUGUCCGAGAUGGUCCGAAAGGGUGUUCUCACAGCAGAAACGUUCAAAUUGCUAGCAACUGUUGUACCAAAGGAUGCGCGAAGCAACCACGAUCAAAUGUACAACAUACUGGAGUAUGUUUUAUCAGCAGAACGGGACAACCUAACCCCGGAACAGCGACAAGAGCUGAUAGAAACUGUGAAUUUCACUCUCCUCAACGAAGAGACACUGCAAGGUGCGCUAUCAGCCUCGAUUGUCCCCGCAACCUGCGUAGCCAAGGGUGCCAUUGCGUUAUGCACGCGCCUCCGGACGGACCUAGAAACAGCCCGGGCAACCUUACAGCGCCAAGAUGAUGAAAUAAAACGGCUGAAAAAUGCCGUGAAGCGCGGGAAGACGUUGGGGACACCCAUCAUGACGAGCUCGACAUCCAGUCUCCGAGAUACGUCCUUCGGCAGUGUCAACGGAGCUCGGGAUUCCGAUUUGGAGUUACUAGAACUGCCAACCAAGGACCAGAACGCUGGUACCGGCUACACGACAAGUGAAGUCCUGUCGGCAGUCCGGAACAAACUAGCAUCUGCCACCGCCUCCCCGUACAACACCUUCCGGCCGCUGUCACAGGAACACGACAUCAGUUACGAGGAGGAGUUGGAGUACAAACACGACAGAGCCUUCAGACCCAUGGACAACACGAGGACCAAAGCCAAGCAUAUAUAUGGACCCAGUUAUAGGACAUAUUCCGCCUACACCCAUCGGUACUAAAAUACCGGCGCGGAUCCAGUAUUUCGUGUAAAUAUUCCUGGGAGUCAAACCACUACGGAACUUAUCUUUAGAACCCUUUGGGGUCUUCUUGAGUGGAAGAGGAACUUUGGAAAAACCUUACAAUAAAAGAGGAAUGGACACUGUCUCAACAUAUUCGAUCUCAGUUACUCUGGGUGGCUCUACACCUGUAGGACUUCUAAAGUGAUUAGAAUAAUUUCAUUUAAAGAUGAUCAUACGUGAACUGAAUAAAAUCUAUAGAAAAUAGUACGUACAGUCCAUAAAAAAUUCCAUAGUCUUUCAGUGUGAUGUACACAAACCUUUAUAUCAAUUAAAAAAGGAAAAAAUUAACGAUGGAUUCAGAAUCUCUGAUAGACUGAUAUAGAUUACAUGUACAUAUCGGGUGUUUAUUUUAGGUAGAAAACAUACCCUAUUUAUUACAGUUGUAUAUUGCAGUUUUACCGAACUUUUAAUGAAUAAUUAUAUAUGUACAUAUAUAUAUUUCAAUUUGAAAUACAGUCAUUACCUUACAAUUAUAUUGUAAAAACAUUG